AUGGCUCCAGUCAAAAUCAAAUACGUUGUGUCUUUCACAUUUCAGGUAACAUCCAUGUUCUUUUAAAUUAAGGGAAAUAGGGAGUUACAAAACAAGCUGAGCUCAAAACAUCUAGUAUAUUAGUAGGCAAAUGGCUAUUUAAAAAUAGUAAAAAGCUUUAAACGUUGAUUUAAAAAAUAAAUAAAAAACACCAGUUAAUAUCAUGUCACUAACUCAUCGUAUGACUGGCUCUUUUUGUGUUCCAAAUGGUAACCAGUUGAUUUAAUUAUUUUACUAGCAGUGCAAUGGGGAGCUUAGACCCAGAGUCUCACCACUAUUAGUUCUUGUCUUCUUCUGACUCUAGGACCUUCUGGCAUACGCAUUUUCAAAUUAAGGACUAUAAACUUGCAGUAAAAGAGAUCUGAGCAUCUUGAAAUGCCAGCUCCAGUGCCAAAUAGUGGACUGUGCAGUUCUGCAGCAAUCUAGUGGGUGCAGAAGGAUAAAUACCGUCCUGAGAAUAUAAAAAAGUAAGAGUCGUGUGCUGUGCUUCUCGCUCCUUUUCUGGGGCAGGAUCCCAAGUCCCCGGUGGAGAACCUGCUGCUUGAAGAAGGGGUUCGGCCCUGGCUCAGCUCUCCCCAGGACCGGAGCAGGCAACUGAAAGCAGAGCUGCAGUUGGAACACGCAAGCCACAUUGGCUACAUUGAUGUGGGUAAGCAUGUGGGAGGAGGUAGCAAAGGAACCCCCUCUCUGGGAACAAAAGGGAUAGAGAGAAGUUUUUAUCUCUCUCUCAUAACACUGGAACUUGUUGAAAUCCAACGAACUGAAUGUUGAGAGAUUCAGCAAACAUUAAAGUACGUUUCCGAGCACAAUUCAAAGUGUUGGUGUUGACCUUGAAAGCCCUAAACGACCUCGGUCCAGUAUAUCUGAAGGACCGUCUCCACCCCCAUUGUUCUGCCCGGACGCUGAGGUCCAGCUCCGAGGGCCUUCUGGCGGUUCCCUCAUUGCGAGAAGCGAAGUUACAGGGAACCAGGCAGAGGGCCUUCUCGGUGGUGGCGCCCGUCCUGUGGAACGCCCUCCCAUCAGAUGUCAAAGAGAACAACAACUACCAGACUUUUAGAAGACAUCUGAAGGCAGCCCUGUUUAGUGAAGCUUUUAAUGUUUGAUGCAUUACUGUAUUUUAAUAUUUUGCUGGAAGCCGCCCAGAGUGGCUGGGGAAGCCCAGCCAGAUGGGCGGGGUAUAAAUAAUAAAAUUAUUAUUAUUAUUAUUAUUAUUAUUAUUAUUAUUCACGCAGCACAGAGUUGAACUGUGGAACUCCCUCCCACAGGAGACAGUGAUGGCCAUCAACCUGGAUGGCUUUGAAAGAGGUUUAGACAAAUUCAUGGAGGAGAAGGCUUACCAAUAGCUACUAGUCAGCAGUGCUUCUGAAUGCCAAAAGCUGGGAACCACAUGAGGGGAGGGUGUGGCUCUCAUGCUUGUAUCCUGCUUGCAGCUUUCACAUCGUGGGCAUCUGGUUGGCCCCUGUGAGAACAAGAUGCUGGACUAGAAAGGCCACUGGCUUGAUCCAGAAGGCCCUUCUUGUGUUCUUAAGGGCUGAUGCUGUAACUGCGAGGCAGGAUUAGAAGCACAGAGCAAGUGAGACACUGCUUUAAAUUUAGAAUAUGUUAAGACAGCAUGUUCUUCAAUGAGAUGUUGGCAUUCUGAGCAAAUGUAUUGCAGUGUAGGUUUGUGUUCAGGUGAUGGCUGGGGAGCUGAGUCCGUGGCUCUUCAAAACAGUUUUAAGUUUUAAUUUAUAUAUUUUGUAACUGUUGCUAUAUCUGUAUUGGGACGCAGGUGGUGCUGUGGGUUAAACCACAAAGCCUAGGACUUGCCGAUCAGAAGGUCGGUGGUUCGAAUCCCUGCGACGGGGUGAUCUCCCGUUGCUCGGUCCCUGCUCCUGCCAACCUAGCAGUUCAAAAGCACGUCAAAGUGCAAGUAGAUAAAUAGGUACCGCUCCAGCGGGAAGGUAAACGGCAUUUCCGUGCACUGCUCUGGUUUGCCAGAAGCGGCUUAGUCAUGCUGGCCACAUGACCCGGAAGCUGUACGCCGGCUCCCUCGGCCAAUACAGCGAGAUGAGCGCCGCAACCCCAGAGUCGGCCACGACUGGACCUAAUGGUCAGGGGUCCCUUUACCUUUAUAUCUGUAUUGCCCCUGUUAUACCUGAUUGCAAAUUCAAAUGUAUCCCUAUUGUGUUUUAUGACUUCCUUGAUAUUGUUUGUGGGCUGGAACUGGUCUGUGACCGAAAUAAUAAAUUUAAAAAGUGAAAAAUUAAUAAAUGGAAAAAACAAAAGGAGCAGGAGACUAGGGCAGGCUACAGGGCUCUGAGUCUGAAUGUUGGUGAACCCCAUAUGAGUGCACUGCAACUCAACUAAAUUGAGGGGGAAAGGCAGGCAGCGCCAGCAGGAGACAGCUUUCGGCCGUUUGAUAGUCAAAGUGCAAGUUCUUUGGUGCAGAUCUUGGUGUUCUGUUUGUGCUCUUCAGGGAACUGUGGCUCUGCCUUCCUUCAGAUAGACGUGGGGCGAUCCUCCUGGCCUCUAGACCAGAGCUACCUCACUCUGUUGCCCACCACAGCCUUGAUGAUGCCUGCUGAUGCAAAGCUGGAUAAAAAUCGUUCUGCAGUCCGGAUGUUUAAAGAAGGUAAGAAGGUGGCCACUCUUCAGCCCCCUGGAGCCCCCUGAGGACUGUAAAUGGCCUGGAUUGUAUUCGCUCAGCAUCUCCCUCUCUGUGCCCCACAGGAGACUUCCUGGCUUCAGCUCUAAAUGAGAAGUGGGACCGUGUCAGACUCACUUGCAGCCAGCCCUUCAACAAGCGCACACAGUUUGGUCUCUCCUUCAUCCGAAUCCGCACUCCACAGGACGUAGACGACAGCAAGCCAGGCCCAGUCUCUGUUCCUAGUCAGGUACAGAUCCAUGCGUCAUGGGUAGCUAUCCUGCAAUUUUACGCAAGCAUGGGGGCCAAAAUCCAGCAAGUAAAGAAUAUUGUUCACAAACCGGGUAUUAAGCUAGUGAAGUUGUUUGUGUAUAUCAAUAAAUAAAAUACUAAAACAAAAUAAAGUGUGCACAAGCUCCCCAUGUGUUUAUUUUUUUUCAAAUUAAAAUACAGUGGCGCCUCUGGUUAAGAACCUAAUUCGUUCCAGAGGUCUGUUCUUAACCUGAAACUGUUCUUAACCUGAAGCACCACUUUAGCUAAUGGGGCCUCCCGCUGCCGCGCAAUUUCUGUUCUCAUCCUGAAGCAAAGUUCUUAACCCGAGGUACUAUUUCUGGGUUAGCGGAGUCUGUAACCUGAAGUGUCUGUAACCUGAGGUACCACUGUAAUUGGGAGGCUGCCAAUUCUGCUGUUUGUCUGCUCAAAAGCCACUAUCUCCCCUAGGAAGUCCAUAAAAUUAUCCAUGGAGGAAGUGAAUAGAGAAAAUACUAGAACUAGAACUUUUUGACAGCUGAAGAUUCAGGGCAGAUGAAAGAAAGUGUUUUACGCAUCGCAUAGUUGAAUUACGGCACUCGUUCGCAGGAGGCAGUGAUUGCCACCUGCCUAGAUGGCUUCAAAGAUGGUUAGACCAAUUCAUGGGGUAUAAAGCUCUCAAUGGCUACUAGCCAUGGUAUGUUCCACUUCUACUGCCAGUGGCAGUAAGGCUUCUAAAUACCAGUUGCUGGGAAUUGCAGGAACUGAGAGUCCUGUAGUGCUCAGGUCCUGCUUGCCGGGUUCCCACAGGGAUCUGGUUACGAGAAGAGGAUGCUGGGGUUUGGCCUGAUCCAGCAGGUGGUUUUUAUGUUCCCUGCAAUAUGAAAUCACUUGAGGGAUUUUUGAAGGUUUACUGUUCCUAGCAGCCGCCAUUGUUCAGAAGCACAGUGACCUUGUUCUACCUUGCUUUGCCUGCCAGACGCUGGCAGGGAUGCCCUGCUUGUGAACAUCCCUGAGGCCUUUGAUUGGCAGGAUACUGAGCCAGGUGGGCUGUUGUUGUAGCCCAGAAUGGUCAUUCUUAUACUGAUGAGCAAAAUCUGUUGUUUUUUUGUAUUUGAGCUGAGCUAUAGAAGCGGGGGACAAAAGGAGUUUGUCUAGUAUCUUACACAGGACUUCCUCAGUUUGCUAAUUAUUGAUCUAAUUAUUGAUCUCUUAAAUGUUACCUCUCUCCUUUCAUCCUGUUUGUUGCCCACAGGCUCCUUCCGAGUCCAGCAGCAGCCCAUGGCUCUCCAAUGCAGCCUUCUGCAGGACUUUCUUCCCAGAGGCACCAUCGUAAGUACCUGCAUGUGUGCAUCCAUUUCUCGCACCCACCCACCUCUGGCACAGGGCCCCCAGAAGGAUGGACAGAAGGGAAUGCAGGCCUUAGCCUGAAACAAUGUUAGUUUGAAACUUCUGGAGGUCUUCAGGAUAAGGCUGGACUGUCGUGAGUGUGCUUUCUGUGCAGUACAUUCCAUUUUGGGACAGGGCAGGUUGGAGCAAUAGAGAACAGACAGUCCUUUUCCAGUUUCUGACUGUUCUUGUGGUUCUUUUGCUCACGCUCGACUCUUGGUAGCAGCUUUGCUUACAGGAAGCUGGAGUCUUGGUUCUGCAGUGGCCUCUUGAGGAAGCAGCUGUUGGGUUUCUCUUUGCAGGAGCACCGAGCAGGAAGCGGCGCUAAAAAGCCGGCUGCAGCAGCUGGACCCAGCCUCCAGCCCUGGCACCUGUAUGAGCCGCCCAGCCAGGAUGGUGUUGCAGGGGGCCUGUGCCCGCAAAAGAGCCUUCCCCCUGGUGCCUGGCCUCACCUCUCCUUCUGCAGAGAGCACAGAGGACGGGCAGAGCCAGCAGGAAGCUCAGGAGCCAGCUGUGUUGCGUGAGUAUUGGGGAUGCGCAGGGGGGUGGAGAGAUGGGGACACUUCUGUCUGCCGAUAAGCUACCCCUCCAAGCACUAACAUGGGGGCAGAUCCACAAGGGGAAUUCAAACUAUGUUUGAUGUGUUGAGCUGGUCUUGUGAAUAUUCCAGCCCGUGUCAGAGAGAGUGGCUUGAGCACCCUGGGAUAGUGCCCGACAAAAUCUUAAAACCUUGGACUGACUAAGCCAGAUUCCUUUUUCAUUUCAUUUCAUUUCGUUUUUUAUUUGCAUGCCACCUUUCCACAGUUAAAAAAACAAUGCUCAAGGCGGCUUACAGCAUUACCUUUAAAGCCCUAAACGGCUUCAGAGGACCAGUAUACCUGAAGGAGCAUCUCCACCCCCAUCCUUCUGCCCGCACACUGAGGUCCAGCUCCGAGGGCCUUCUGGCGGUCCCUGCGGUUACAGGGAACCAGGCAGAGGGCCUUCUCAGUGGUGGCGCCCGCCCUGUGGAACGCCCUCCCUUCAGAUGUCAAAGAGAAAAAUAACUACCAAACUUUUAGAAGACCUCUAAAGGCAGCCCUGUUUAGGGAAGCUUUUAAUGUUUAAUAGGUUACUGUAUUUUAGUGUUUUGUUGGAAGCCGCCCAGAGUGGCUGGGGAAACCCAGGCAGAUGGGCGGGGUAUAAAUCAUAAAUUAUUAUUAUUAUAUAACAAGAUUUACAUAAUUACAAAAAUCGUAAACAAUAAAUAAACCACAUAAAAAAUGCACAACCAAAUGGGAAACCAUUCCCACAUAAAUCAACAUCUAAAACUAAGAAUACAGUACAGCGUUAAUAUCACAGUUUAAAAUGACAUAGGUAAAAAAUAACAGCAAUUUAAACAAAAACAAAACAAAACAAAACGAAGCCCUCUCUGCCCAGCGGCAGCAGCAGCAGUCCUUUAUAGAGCCCAUCAGGUGUUGAGUGGCAGGACUGGGGCUCUCAGGCGCUGAGCAGGGGAGUCCUGAUGGAUCUGUGCUGCUGAUUGGGGUUUUUUUUCCUGGAUCCUUAAUUGCGUCUAGAGGUGCAGGUGGCCUUGGUGGCAAAGAGUGCAUUCUACCAGAUUAGGCUUGUGGCCCAAGUAUGACCCUCUCUGGACAGGGAUAGCUUGACUUCAGUUAUCAGGUGCACAGCCUGGGAGUCAUUUUGGACUCACAGCUGUCCAUGGAGGCGCAGGUCAAUUCUGUGCCCAAGGCAGCUGUCUACCAGCUCCAUCUGGUUCGCAGGAUGAGACCCUCCCUGCCCGCGGACUGUCUCACCAGAGUGGUGCAUGCUCUAGUUGUCUCCCGCUUGGACUACUGCCAUGCGCUCUACCUGGGACUACCUUUGAAGGUGACCCAGAAACUACAACUAAUCCAGAAUGCGGCAUCUAGACUGGUGACUGGGAGUGGCCACCGGGACCACCUAACACUGGUCCUGAAAGACCUACAUUGGCUCCCAGUACAUUUCCGAGCACAAUUCAAAGUAUUGGUGCUGAUCUUUCAAACCCUAAACGGCCUCAGUCCAGUAUACCUGAAGGAGCGUCUCCACCUCCACCAUUCUGCCCGGACACUAAGGUCCAGCGCUGAGGGCCUUCUGGCAGUUCCCUCGCUGUGAGAAGCCAGGUUACAGGGAACCAGGCAGAGGGCCUUCUUGGUGGUGGCUCCUGCCCUGUGGGACACCCUCCUACCAGAUGCCAAGGAAAUAGGCAGCUAUCUGACUUUUAGAAGACAUCUGAAGGCAGCCCUGUUUAGGGAAGUUUUUAAUGACUGAUGUUUUAGUAUGUUCUGAUGCCACCCAGGGUGGGUGGGGUAACAAUUAUAAUCAUAAUCAAUCAAUCAAUCAAUCAAUCAUCAAUGCUCUGGGAACCUCAAGAUUGGACUAUUGUGAUGUGCUUUAUGUGGGGCUGCGUUUGAAAAUGGUUUGCAAGCGUCACUUGGUGCCUGAGCCACUGAAGAGAAGUAUAGACCUCCCUCACAGCCUACUUAGAGCCAUUAGAGAGAGGAAGAGAACCAUUUAUAGAGUCUCUGGCCAGUCAGCUCUUCCCUGCUGUCUUCUAGCUGCAAAGUAGAUCGGCUACAAUCUUAUCCUGCCUGCAAAGAUGAAAAUAAUUUAGACUGUUUAGCUUGGAUGGAUAAAAAGGGAGGGGGGGGAGAAUAGCACUCUCCAAACAGGAUGGCAUGGAUGAGGUUAUACUGUUUUCAUCCUCACAGUAACCCUGUACAGGUUGGUCUGUCGACAAAACACGAUGUGAUGCAGGUGACCUUCCACUAAAACAGCGCAGGAGGGAGGUUUUUUUUUUUUAAAAAAAGCCUCCUCAAGUGCCGUAGCAGACUCCCCCCCCCCCCCGUUCCCCCACCUAGUGACUGCUGGGUUGAGAUCCUGCUUGUGAGUCUCCGGCUCAGUCCCCCGAGACUCUCCAAGACACAUCCAAUGGCUUUUUUGAGCUGUGGCGAUUUUAAUUACCGUAUUUUUCGCUCUAUAAGACGCACCUAGUUUUUGGAGGAGGAAAACAAGAAAAAAAUAUUCUGAAUACCAGAAGCCAGAACAGCGAGAGGGACCGCUGCGCAGCAAAAGUAGCAAUCCCUCUUGCUGUUCUGGCUUCUGGGAUAGCUGCAUUCACUCCAUAAGACGCACACACAUUUCCCCUUACUUUUUAGGUGGGAAAAAGUGAGUCUUAUAGAGCAAAAAACACGGUAUUUGUUUAAAAAAUAUUUGUAUACUGCUGUAUCAUUAACAUAUCUAUAUCUAUAUAUCUAUUUAUCUAUAUCUAUCUAUAUCUAUAUCUAUAUCUAUAUCUAUAUCUAUAUCUAUAUCUAUAUCUAUAUCUAUAUCAUCUAUAUAUCUAUAUCUAUAUCUAUAUCUAUAUCUAUAUCUAUAUCUAUAAAGUUGUUUACAGAAAUAAAAACCAGACAGAGGGCCUUCUUGGUGGUGGCGCCAACCCUGUGGAACGCCCUCCCAUCAGAUGUCAAGGAAAUAAACAACUAUCUGACUUUUAGAAGACAUCUGAAGGCAGCCCUGUUUAGGGAAGUUUUUAACGUUUGAUGUUUUAUUGUGUUUUUAACUGUUGGGAGCUGCCCAGAGUGGCUGGGGAAACCUAGCCAGAUGGUGUAGAAAUAAAUUGUUGUUGUUAGAACAUAAAACCAAUAAAAAGUUGACAACUUUGAGCUCUGGUCUCCUCAGCUGAAGUCCCCACCUCUGCCCACUAUGUGUGACAGUGGAUGUCUGCUUGGGGUACAGACAAUGGUGGACAAAGGCGGGGGCUCGCCGCUCACCCCUCCCGACACGCGCCAUGCCCCUGGAUGUACACCGCUCCUGGUACCAGAGCAGGUAUCUCUGCCACUGGGUACAGCAUGGCAGAAUAAUAAUAAUAAUAAUAAUAAUAAUAAUAAUAAUAAUAAUAAUAAUGUAUAUCCCACCCAUCUGGCUGGGUUUCCCCAGCCACUGUGGAAUAAGGGUUUUCAUCAGUGGGUGGAUAGUCCUGCCUUGUGGAGGAGGGUUUGGGCAAGAUCCCCUCUUUGGUGAUCCUUUGUUUCCAUCUCUCUGUGUGGGAUCUCAUUUUCUGUGGAGCAGUCAACCCCAAAGGAGAGUCUUAGCAGACACACCAGCCCUGCAUGACUAAUGUUGCUGACUUGGUUCAUCUUGCAGGGCCCAAGCAGGAAUCGUCUGCCAGAAGAGGGGGCACGAAAACGAGUCGAAGACGGGCGUCAUGCAGCAACCUGACGAGGUGAUUUGGCCGUGUGGGGAAUUUCCUUCCGGUUCAGUCCCAGUCAGCUGCCCUUCGGAUGCAGCUCAGGGUUCAAGGUGGUGGUUUCCCAGAGCAAAUCUGUGGCCAUCUCUGCAUCCUGCAGCUUCCAUCAACGCAGCAAAAAUAGAUAACGUUUCAGGACUCCUAAAGGGCGUGAUACUGGCGGAAUGACCUGAAUGCAGCUGUUAUAAUGUGGGAAAUUAAUGCAGUCUGAUUUGUUACCUCCCUGAAAAUAGAAGACAAAGUACAGUCAUACCUUGGAAUUAAUACGCUUCAGCUUAAAUAUUUUCAGGUUGCGCUCCGCGGUGACCCGGAAGUAACGGAGCACGCUGCUUCCAGGUUUUGCCGCUCGCGCAUGCGCAGACGCUCAAAAUGAUGUCACGUGCAUGCACAGAAGCGGCGAAACGCAACCCGCAGACGCGCUGUCGCGUCUUGCAUUCCGUUUGGGAUGCGAACAGGGCUCCGGAAGAGAUCACUGUAUACUCAAAGGGAAAAUGCCACCAUGCAUAGUAGUCGUUUUGAAUAAAUAGUGUAUGUGUGCUGAGCUGUGUGUGGUAUAAAGGGAGACUUUAAAAGGGACGUGGGUGGUGCUGUGGUCUAAAUCAGAGCCUAGGGCUUGCCGAUCAGAAGGUCGGCGGUUCAAAUCCCUGCGACGGGGUGAGCUCCCGUUGUUCGGUUCCUUCUCCUGCCAACCUAGCAGUUCGAAAGCACGUCAAAGUGCGAAUAGAUAAAGAGGUAGCGCUCCGGCGGGAAGGUAAACGGCGUUUCCGUGCGCUGCUCUGGUUCGCCAGAAGCGGCUUAGUCAUGCUGGCCACAUGACCCGGAACCUGUCUGCGGACAAACACCGUCUCUCUCGGCCUGUAGAGCAAGACGACCGCGCAACCCCAGAGUCGUCUGCAACUGGGCAUAACGGUCAGGGGUACCUUUACCUUUAAACAAAAGAAAAAAGGGAGACUUUAAAAUCUUUUAAAUGAGCAACAACCUUCUCCACAGGUCUGCAGCAGCUUCUUCUGUCAAGCGUAGGGGUAAUUCUCGAAGGGAGAGAAGAGCCCCAGGGCAGCAGGGAAGACUGAGGAACAUGGAACGUGAAGAGGAGGAAGAGGAAGAGAGGUGGCCUAGAAGGAGAGAGGUGGGGUUGGGUGUGUGCCCCAUCUGUGCGGGUGAGUAAUGGAAUGGAAAGAGUAGCUAAAAGAGCCAACAUGACUAGGACUCAGGGCUUGAAAAAGCAUGUCGCUAGUAACAGAUGUCAAAUUCAAACAAGCUGUCUGCCAGGACCGGUGCGACCAUUGGGCAGAGGGAGGCAGCUGCCUCAGAUGAGAGGAGCUGAUGGGCGGUAAAGGUACCACCUCCUUGGCUGUUCCCCUCUGUAAGAGGGCAGAAGCGGAGGUGCACAACACCCCCUAAACUAGUCCUCAGGUGUGCUGGAGGAUGUUGCUAUCCUGUUGUCACCUUCUGAACAUAGAAGGGGUUGCACCAUCGCAUCCUUUGCCUCUGGCAGCAAAAUGUCUUGGGCCAACUCUGCUAUCUGCAAUCAAUCGCUGAGUAGCCAUUUAUUUUUAAAUGAUGCUUUCUUUGUGCUUGCGUGUUUGUUUGCGUGAUGUUUCCUGUCUUUGAUUUGCAACACGUGGCACUAUUUGGCGAGGAGAAAUUGUUGGGAGAAGAUAGCGUUUUGUUUGCACCCUGCUGAUUGGGGGAGAGAGCGCGUUGUUUGCACCACGCUAAAGGGAUUGGCAUUGUAUUUGCAAUGUGCAGGAGGGUUGCACGUAAUGGGGUUGCAGUAGUAUUCUAACCUCAACUGGCAAUCUCAGAGUGGAUUGUGGCCAGAGACAGGGGUGGGAGAGAAGGGGGGGUUCUAGCUUCUGAUGGCUCUUGUCAGACCCUGCUGCUUCCUUCCACAGGCCAUUUCCCCACCAAUCUCUUACCGGCUCAUGCCUCCAGCUGUGGAGAAGAGGAUUUUGAAGUUAGCUCUUCCUCCUCAUCUCCAUCUUCGUGGGAAGAGCUUGUCGCAGACUGCGUCCACUGCCCCAUCUGCCAGUUUAGUUUCCCCGCUGCUGAGAUAGAGAGACACGCUAGCAACUGCGGGGAGCCGACUGAGGCCCUGGUGAACGGACCCUUCUGGUUUGGGGCAGAACAGGGCGAGUAG
Messenger RNA from Podarcis lilfordi (Lilford's wall lizard), 10707 nucleotides. NCBI's taxonomy places the organism in Eukaryota, Metazoa, Chordata, Lepidosauria, Squamata, Lacertidae. The record is from the annotation of a GenBank genome assembly.